UUUACACGUAGCCCCGCCUCGCCACAAACACGAUUCCAUCUAAGCUCAUUCUCCCGAAAUUGUAUGUAGAUGUUCGUGUUUGCUGCACAUCUAGUUUCACAGAAGACAACCUCGAUGCCAGGGAUUUUUCCAACUGAUGAUCAAUCAUUUACAGCCGCCAUUUCCUCUCUGUAGACCAAGCUAAUAGGAGAUCAGUUACCGGAGGCUAAUUAGAGCAACAACUGACCUUUUUGUUUCUUUAGAAAACCACUAAAGAAAACUUCCCACUGUGGUCUGGACAUUCAUUAAAUUCUACAGUUUUACAAACCUCUGUUUUAGCAAACCUAAAGAAUCACAAGCUGUAUUAUAUGGCUGCAAGACUACCGUGAUCCAUCUGAUGGUGAAAAUAAAGCUCUGACUGGGCUUUAUGUCUGCUUUCAGAAGCAUGAGAUCUCCUGCAGAAUUACAUCCUCCAAUAUCUGCUGAUACUCAUGACCAAUUUGUCUCUAACAAAGAGGCAGACUGCAGUCCGGAAGAACCAGAAGAACUACGGCUCAAAACGAAACUGGAGGAACCAAAGACUCCACAGAUUAAAGAGGAAGAGGAUGACCGUUUCCUCCAGCAGGAUCGCCUACAACUGGACCUGAAGCAAGAGACUGAGACUUCUGAUGAAACAUCGUCCGAAGAGGAAACGGACGACAGUGAUUCCGGCCUAAAUGAGAAUGAGCUCUUCUAUGGGAGUCAUGUUAAGGCUGAGAACAAAGAUCAGGAAAUGUGUGAUAAAAACGUGUCUCACUGCUGCGACGUUUGUGGGAAAGAGUUCAGGAAAAAAAAUCAUUUAACUGAUCAUAUGAGGACGCACACAGGUGAGAAGCCCUUCCUAUGCGGCGUCUGUGGCAAAAGCUUUGCUCGCAAAUAUGGACUAAAUAGCCACAUGAAAACUCACACGGGAGAGAGAUCGUUCUCCUGCGAAAUGUGCGGGAAAGCCUUUAGGGACAACGGACAGCUGAAUAUUCACAUCAGAACGCACACUGGAGAGAGGCCAUAUUCUUGUGGUUUCUGUGGUAGAAAUUUCAGUCAGAGUGGUCAUUUGAGGGAUCAUAUGAGGAUUCAUAUAGGUAAGAAGCCAUUCCAGUGCAGGAUCUGUGGCAAAACCUUCAUUAGGAAGAACUCUCUGAAAUGUCAUACUGUAACUCACACUGGGGAGAAGCCCCAUACCUGUGAGCUAUGCGGCAAGUCUUAUGGCGUUCGUGCUAAUUUGACGACUCACAUGAAGACACACAGGGGCGAAAGGCCUUUCACGUGUCUGAUCUGUAAGAAAAGUUUCAUUACAAAGUCAGCUUUGAAUAGCCACUUGAGCACCCACUCCUCUGAGAAGCCUUUUUCAUGUCCGACUUGCGGAAAAAGCUUCAGGGAGAAGACCUUUAUGACAGUUCACAUGAAAACGCACACAGAAGAGAAGCCUUUCCCCUGUCCCAUAUGUGGCAAAAGGUUCAGCCAAAGAAGGUAUUUGACCAAACACAAAAGGGGGCACCUGGAGGACAAGCCAUAUACCUGUGAAGUAUGCAGUAAAGGCUUCUGUCAGAGUUGUGAUUUGGCCUCUCAUAUGAGAACUCACACAGGAGAGAAGCCUUUUCCAUGUCUGACCUGCGGAAAAAGUUUUGGGAAAAAGAGUAAUUUAACUAUGCACAUUAGAACUCACACGGGGGAGCGGCCCUUCCCUUGUCCGACGUGUGGAAAAGGUUUCAGAGAAAGAACAUCUUUGAACAGACACAUGGAAACUCAGCACCCCUGAGAAAGUAUAAUUUCUGAAAUGGUGGCAGUUUGACUUCCAUGUCUCCUUUGAGUUUAGCUCAAUGUUUAUAAUCUGCAAUCAGGAGGAAAAAAA
Cyprinodon tularosa is the source of this 1867-nucleotide messenger RNA. Its product is annotated as gastrula zinc finger protein XlCGF57.1-like. Gene Ontology annotation, biological process: negative regulation of transcription by RNA polymerase II; regulation of immune system process; regulation of cytokine production. The record is from RefSeq and is a predicted model, not a curated record. Bases 407 to 1774 code for a protein of 455 amino acids. The transcript is spliced from 3 exons. Lineage: Eukaryota; Metazoa; Chordata; Actinopteri; Cyprinodontiformes; Cyprinodontidae.